AUGGAGCCAAUUCCGGGCGAUCGAGUGGUUCCACUCCAUUUCUUCGAGGAUAGUUGGCUUGUCCAGGGUAAUAACAUGGCUGUAUCUCUCGUGUUUGAUGCAGUGCUCGACCCAGAAAUAUUGCGCGAAUCCCUUGAGGGCCUCGUCAAACGAGAGGGGUGGCAAAGGUUAGGAGGAAGACUGAGGAAGAAUGCCGCAGGUAAGAUCGAAUGGCACAUUCCAGCCCAGUUCUCGAUCGGCAGACCACCAAUAUCCUUCGCCCAUGUCAAUCAUGGCAUACCUGCCGCUUUACACCCGACGGCCUCUCGAAUCCCGAAGCCGCAAGAUCGGCCCUGUGUUGUUAGCGACCCAGAUGACCUAGAAGGCCUGGCGUGGGAGCCUGGGUACAAGCCCAACGGGAUAAACGACUACCUCACCUCCGACCUUCCUGUCUUAGGGUUGCGCGUCAACUCUUUCACCGAUAAGACCGUCGUAGUGCUCCAAUGGCAGCAUGCUGCCUUCGACGCGCUGGGCAUGCAGUAUGUCGUCGCAGGAUGGAGCUCCAUGCUUUGGGGAAAAACUGCCGAAGUAUUGAUCCCAUGUGGUAUAAACUCGGAUCCAUUCCACUCUCUCGCCCAGGGGUCGCGCCCUACGACCGAGGAACAUGUGUUGACUGACAGGAGGGUCGGGCUAGGAGGCUUGCUGCGGUGGGGCUUAGGUUAUGGGGUCGAUAUGCUUGUCCGAGCCAAGGAGAACCGCAUGGUCUGUAUUCCAGAGACAUAUUGGCGGCCGCAAUGGGAGAAGGCUGUAGACGAGCUUUGUACUGAGGCGACUGCGAACGGCGAAGACCCAUCGAAGGUCUUUUUGACUGAGAAUGAUGUUCUGACGGCCUGGAUUUUACGCUGUGUGGUUGGCGAGAUGGGGAUGAACCCUGAGAGAACGGUAGCUACAUCAAUCGCCAUGUCACUCCGCAGAUCUUUUGAGGGUGACCUCCUGCCUGCUUCCACCGAGCAUCCCUACGUUGGCAACGCUUUCGGCUGGGCCAACGUACUUGUUACCGCGGGCGAUGUAACUUCCAAGCCGCUCAGCUGGCUCGCACAGCAGGUCCGGUGCGCUAUCAACGAGCAGGGCACGCGUGCUCAACAUGAGGCAUAUUACGCCAUGGUUCGCACAUCCGGAACCGGUCUACCUAUUAUCGUAUUUGGAGAUGGUGGCAUGGCGCAGGUCGGCUUCUCCAAUUGGUCGAAAGCUGGCUUGUUCAACUUAGAUUUUUCCCCGGCUCGUCAGGGCCCUAAAGACGACAGCAUGCCGUGCAGGCCUUCAUAUGUUCAGGAGAAUCACGGCCCUGUGAAGCCUGCGGACGGGUUUUUUAUCCUCGGAAAGGAUGAGAAAGGGAACUACUGGACUUCUGCAUGUAGGGUGAAGGGUCAGUGGGCAAAGUUUGAGGAGCAGCUGAAAGAUUUAACAUAG
Molecule: messenger RNA, 1449 nt
Organism: Penicillium roqueforti
Lineage: Eukaryota; Fungi; Ascomycota; Eurotiomycetes; Eurotiales; Aspergillaceae
Exons: 3
Coding region: 1-1449 (482 amino acids)
Source: RefSeq, a predicted model, not a curated record